Molecule: messenger RNA, 908 nt
Organism: Neolamprologus brichardi
Lineage: Eukaryota; Metazoa; Chordata; Actinopteri; Cichliformes; Cichlidae
Source: RefSeq, a predicted model, not a curated record
AGAUACAGCAAAAGAAUUUAAGCUCAGGAGGAAGGCCAACCCCUUCAUACAUGAGCAAGUCCGGUCUGUUUCUACGACAACAGGAUGUAAACAGAUGGGGUAUCACUGUCACCGCUGAAGCCAUUCGAGUGCCACUUACAGUGCCAAGGCAAGAGCUGAUGAAAAUCUGAUCACUUACUGAAGCAAGAUUGACAUUCACUAUGCCCACCAGGAAAUCAAGAUCCCACAGUUCUAAGUCAGCCAAGAAGACUAUGGCCCCAAAGACACCUAAAAAGAGGUCCUCAUGUAGUGCCAAAGUCACCACAACCGAGGUGGACAUCCUCAGCCCAGCAGCCAUGGAGAAUAUCUACUACAUUGCUCACAAUGCAGCAGACUGCCUGGAGUUCAGAGGAUUUGGAUGGCCAAAUUCAAAGAAGAAAAAGAAGGGGACAAAACGAAAGAAGAAAAACUGAAUCAUAAAUUUUGCCAAAGAGAAUUUUAACUGCCUUCCAAUGGUGACACCUACUGGAUGGAUUUGAGAUGACAGUUGGAGUGUUUGAGGCAUUAAAUAAUUAAUUCUAGUAAAACUUACUGCAUGAGACUUUACAGGACUUCAUUAUAUUCAACUUUAUUGUAUUGUUCAGAAUGGUGUUUGUACAACAACAAUGAAAACUUUGGCAGUUAUUGUGAGGUGUGUGAAGGAAAAUCUUCUUUAUUAACUUUAUAACUCUAAAAUCUUCUGUGGACAUAUUGAAUAGCUUGAAUGCAUAACAAAAAUGGUCAACCAGCAGUACCAUGAAACUGGAAUUAAAAUGAUCCCAUUAGUUUUUUUUGUAAUAUUCUUUAAAUCCAGUCUUUGCACUAUUUACCUUAGAAAAUAGGUUACAAAGAGUAUGCCUAUAAAACUAAGGGAAGAAACAAACACUGUU